Sphaeroforma arctica JP610 is the source of this 204-nucleotide messenger RNA. RefSeq lists its product as hypothetical. The annotation marks the transcript as partial. Lineage: Eukaryota; Ichthyosporea; Ichthyophonida. The record is from RefSeq and is a predicted model, not a curated record. The transcript has 2 exons.
AUGGGAACCGAAACUGUCAACAGCCAUUUCCAUAACAAUUCAGCACGUUCUGGAGGUGCUGUGGUUACUCAUAAUGGAUGGUCUUUAGUAGAAGGCUGCAAUUUUACCAACAACAGAGCCACGCACUACGACGGUGGGGCGAUGGAGUUGCAACAGGAUGGCAUACUCAUCCGGAGUUCCCACUUCCAGGGCAACUACGCUAAU